AUGUCCAAAAGCUUGUUCUACCGUAUAACCCAACUAAGGUCGACCAUCGGCAUGCCGCCAGUGACCAAGAAAAACAUCAAGGCGCUCGGCUUAAGAAGAAGAAACCAAACAGUAUACCAGAGAGUUUCAGCUGCCACUGCCCACAGACUCAGAUUGGUGAAGGAGAUGGUUUCCAUUGAUUUGCUAAAGGAACCAGAGGUGGAGGAGUCGAAGAAACUCGAUAAGCCCAAGUGGGCCAAGGGAUUUACCCAGGUCGGUAAGGCGUCCCAGAGAGGCAGGUUAACGCAAUCCAUCUUUACUUCCACGUUUGCCAUUUGUUUCCUAUUGGUGGGAGCCAACCAGAUCGUUCCUUGUCCUGUUGAUAGUGUUCAUGGGAACGACUCUGUGGUCGACGAGAGGAUGAAAAAGGCCCAGAUGGCCAAGAAGGAGAAGGAGACGCAGAGCUGA
Candidozyma haemuli is the source of this 447-nucleotide messenger RNA. RefSeq names its product large ribosomal subunit protein uL30m. Gene Ontology annotation, cellular component: large ribosomal subunit. The record is from RefSeq and is a predicted model, not a curated record. The transcript has 2 exons. NCBI's taxonomy places the organism in Eukaryota, Fungi, Ascomycota, Pichiomycetes, Serinales, Metschnikowiaceae. Gene Ontology annotation, biological process: translation. Gene Ontology annotation, molecular function: structural constituent of ribosome. The coding region runs from base 1 to 447 and encodes 148 amino acids.